Messenger RNA from Alligator sinensis (Chinese alligator), 6484 nucleotides. RefSeq names its product coiled-coil domain containing 191 (gene CCDC191). The transcript has 17 exons. Lineage: Eukaryota; Metazoa; Chordata; Crocodylia; Alligatoridae. Gene Ontology annotation, molecular function: phosphatase binding. The record is from RefSeq and is a predicted model, not a curated record. Bases 132 to 2984 code for a protein of 950 amino acids.
CUCCCAGGGCCCCACGUGUCUGCGUCGCAGCAGGCCGCCCGCGGCCCUGGCCCAAUCAGCGCCCGCCAUAUCAUCACUGAGGGACGCAGGGGACUCCCCCCGGGGGAUGAUUACGUAGGGGUGCCGUUGCCAUGGUGAAACCGCCGCAAGCUGGCGGCGCAGUGCAUCGUGGGCCGCGUAGUCCGCGCAGCCCGAGCUGCCGAGGCGCCACCCGCCGGGGGACUCGACUUCCCGGCAUACCUCGCGGCGGGGAGAGCCACCCACCCCCAGCCAUGGCUUUCUCGGGGCUGUACCGCUGGCAGCGCCUCGGCGCCGCGGCCCGGCCUAAGCCGAAGUUCAAUUCUGACAGUGUGGAGUACUGGAUCAAGAGAGUGGAACAAGCCUCUGAGUUUGCUGUUUCUGAAGCUUUUUCCCUUAACAAGUCAGCAUACCGUAAAGGUCUACAUGGUCCUGUGUUGGAUCUGGAAACAACAGAGCAGCUACAGGAUCAUGACGAGGCCUAUGCAGAAGCCCAGGAGCUGCUCAAUGAUUGGAUGAAUUCCAAACUGAGACUGGAGCUGGCAAGUGACAUAGAAGAGGUUGUUGGAGAGUCUGCAGGAGACUCUAAUCCUUCUAAAGCGCCCCUGGUUGGCUUUAUGAAGUAUGAGCGGUUUGAUGACUUGUGUGGCUAUCUGGAACAGGAGUUGGAGAGCACUACUGUUCAAGACUUUCUGCACCAUCUUUUACAAAGUGAAAUGGUGGACCAUGGUAUACUGAAAGACCUCCGGAUUGAAGACCUCAAGGAAAAACAAAAACCAAGGGAUCCACGAGUUACUAUGGAGCUUAGGCACAAGCAGGUCAAGGAAAACCGCAUAAAACGUCAGAAGGAGCUAGAGCUCCAGAGGCAAGAGAAGGCCCUGAAGAAAUUAGCUCUGUCUGAGGCUAAACAGCUAGUGCAGGAGGAGAAUAGAAGGAAGGACCUGAAGGCAAGGAAGGAAGAGGAGGAGAUCCAGAGAGAGAUGGUGAAGUUGCGGAAGGAAAUGGCAGAGAAGAGGCACAUCAUGGGAGAAGCGCAAGGAAUGGAGAGGCAGAGGCAAAAAUCAGUAAAAACCCAGAAGCCAAUGGUGGCAGAACAGACACCAACCCCCUUGGAUCAGGAGGAAGAGCAAGGAAAAGAAAAACAGAGGAAAGUGAAGGAGUGGCUGACCAGGAUUCAUAUACAGAACCAGCGAUGUCUACAGCAGCAUUUCUCUGCAUGGUUCAAGCUCGUUUUGGAGCACAGGAUUAAAAUGGGGAAAGCCAGGGCCCUCGCUGACUGGAAGUGCCAGCUGAAGGCCCUACGAGCCUGGAGAGACUAUACUUGGGCCCAGAAAUUGGAGCAGGAGACUCGGAAGUUGGAGACUCAUCUCAGGGAUCAAAACAGGAAAAAACAGUCUGCCUCUGAGUAUAAUCGGAGACGGGUUUUGCAUUGCUGCUUUGUAGAGUGGCAGCGCUGGAGCCAAGCAGAGGCAGAAAAGAGGGAGCUACAGUGGAGAAAAGAGGAGACCAGGAAGAGGAUGGAGCAUCUGCUGGAGGCAGUAUUAUUGGGGAAAAUAGGCCCAGAUGGAUCAUCCCAUGUUAGCAGGGCUGGGGCAAGAAAAAUGACCCAAGAUCAACCCAAGAGGCAAAAAAAGGUGACUGAAACACCACUUCAAGAGGCGCCCAUGACAAGUGUAGAACCUUGCUGCUGGGAGGCUAGCCGGACACUUCAUCUUCAUUUGUGCCAGAAACUCAAGCACCCCAGACCGAUCGCCUUUCAGCAUACUGCUCUGGAUGUGCCAGGCCAGGGUGAGCCUAGCAGUCAAACAGUCCCUCCUACCCAGUGGUCUGCAGCACCUGGGCACAAAAUGGCCUCUGCUGUCAGAGGUCGCUUUGAGCACCGCCAUGCCUUUCAGCAGCAGCUGAUUGAGGAGCAGAAGAGGCAGCUGCAAGAACAGCGGGAGCUGAUCCUUGAACUUCAAGAAGAGCAGAGGCUGAGGAGAGCUAAGGAAGAAGCUGAGCAAGCCACAGUGGUCACCAGGGCACUCAAUAAUCUGAUCCCAAAAGCAGGGGAGGAAAAGCUGAAGCAAUCAAGCUGCAAGAAUAUGGCACCUUUAAGUUCACCUGUCCCUUGGGAACCAGAGAGCCCAAAGCCAGCAGCAGCUCAGAACAAGAGGAACCAGAGUCGGCUGGUCUUGGCCCAUCCCAUACUGAAAGCCAUGGAAGAGAGAGCAGUUCAGCGAGCUGAACGGAGGAGGAAACUGGAAGAGGCAAAGAGAAAACGAGAGGAGGAAAAACUGGCCCAACUGAAGGCUGAAGAAGAAGAACGUCAGAGAAAGGAGGCUGCAGAAAAAGAGGCCCAGUUGGAGAAAAGGCGAGAAGAGAAGAGACAGCAGAAACUGAAAGAACUGGAGAAGCAGAGAAGGCUGGAGAGAGAGCAGCAGCUUCAUACACAAGCCAGAACACAUUAUGAGAAGGUCCUGCUGAGAAAGUUGGGAUUAGAUCCCUGGAAGAGGCUGAGAAAACAAGCCCAGGAAAACAUAGUGGUGGCACAAAGGCACCACUGCUUGGGGCUCCAAAGGAAAUGCCUGCUUGCCUGGCUCCAACACACACAGGAGAUCCUCGCUGGGAAGAUGGCUCGAGCUGAGGAGUUCUGUUCCUGCAUGCUACUCAGAAGGGGCUUCAGGAGCUGGUUAAAGUACAAGGAUUCCCUCUCUACUCUGGAGGAGAAAGCAAGCAAGUUUCAUGCAGCCUCCUUGAAGAAGUUGUUCUUCUGGGCAUGGUUUGAUCUAGUCAAUGAGGAAAAGACUGCAUUCUGGGAAAAGCAGAAGAUUGCAGCUGAGCACAACAACAGGAGAAUGACUCUGACAAUGUUCCAUGCCUGGAGACAAUACCCAGCCCUGAUGAAGGAGGAAAGAGAGAAAGAGGCAAGGAGGGAGCAGCUGCGGCGGAGAGUCGCUGAAAUUCUCCCCGACUUCUGCACAUGACAAACUAGGGCAGAACGGGGACAGAAGAGCAGCUUCUAUGAUGAGCAGAACAAACCCAAGAGGAAGGCUGUGUUUGUAGGGGUGCAAGCUCAUAUCUGAGGGACCCAAGCUCUUCCCCAUGUGGGGCAGGAGGGGUGGUAGGCUGAUGGAUAACCUACCAGAACCUCUUUCUGGUGCUUCUGUUUCCAGACAGAGCGUAACGCUGGCAACCAGGCUGUUGGCUUUGCUUUCUGCCUUCUGAGCCCCACAAUAGAACAGCAACACCUUGCUUGGUAGGUAGCAAGACAUUGUGCGGGAUAAAUUCCAGCUGAAAUGCAGUCCACAUGGGGAUUGUUUUUGCUGUAGUUAGACUCUGGUUGUAGAAGUGAGACUCAAACAUCUGCCCUAAGGAAAAGCCAGCCCAGAACCAAAACGUGCCUUUAUAUCCUGGAGCAGAGUCCUGGGUACCUUUCUGUAGCCCAUAUCCUCUAUGGAGGUGACACGCUGUGGCUGUAUGCAAGGAUAAAUAAACUGAGUCCUUUGACAAUCCAAGACAGCAGUGUCAUUGAACAGCCCUUGUGCUGUGGAACUGCACAGAACCUAGCCCAUGAGGGAGAGCUGCUAAAACCUGUAGACACAGGGUCUGGGGUGAGGAAAACGGUACCCUUUAUGACAGCUAACAUAAUUCUAUACAUGCCACCCAGCACUUGUGUAGAAAUUAUGGUAAUUAACUGAGGGUUGACCCUAUAGCCCAGCGCAGUGUUAUGUAGAGGUACCUGAGCUAGCUCUGAACAAGCUGCUUCAGUCCCAGAAGCAACGUAGCCAUGUCAGAGCGGUGCCAUGUAUACAAGGGCUAGUAUAUCCUGCAUGGAGUGUUGUGCUAAUGUAGGUAAGACUCCUGGUUCCUCAGGAAGCUUGUUCAAAUUAGCCUGGAUUUAAAGAUGCAUAUGGAGGAGGAUUCAGCUAUGAAAGUCUAACACCUAGACCUCUAGCCUAGGACAGGGCAAAUUGCACUUUUAAUUCGCCCGGUACAGCUCAUGCUAAAGCUUAGGCUCCCCACUGAGGCUAUAUUUGAGCAUGUUUGCCCUGAAUACAGCUGGCCUUUUGUUGAUUAAAGGCUUUUAACUAGAAGCUAUUUCACAGGAUUUACUAUUGCAUGUAACCACCUAGUUGAAAUAAGCCUAUAACACAGGAGUUAAAACUGAGUGAAGAACCAAUCUUCUAGAGCAGUGGUUCGCAAUGGUGGGCUGUGGAGGUGCUAUGGGUCGGUCACAUGGGCUGAUACUGGCAGGGAAGGAGUCAGGUGAUCCCCCUGCCUCUGCAAGUGGUCCCCUAGGUUGCAGGGUUGCCAGCUGUCCAUUGGACGCUUGGUAAAAAGCCAGGCUAAAAAUGCCUGUCUGAAAAAUUCAUUAAAAAAAUUGAACCAUUGGAGGGACUAAUCUACUCAGGUGCAACGAUCCUCAAGUUAUAUGCUCAUGAAGGAAAUUUCUUUUGAAUUCCCCUCAAGACAGUCUUAUAGGCUGGGUAGCCAAGUUCAAGGCAUAACAACCAGAGCUGAGCCUGUCCCUUUUAUCACCCAGGCAAGUGCCCUACACCUGGCCUUGGCCUUUAGGCCUCUCCAUAUCUUUCAUGAGAAAGAAAUGCCAUACUAUCUUCAAGAUCAUACAUACGGAGAAUUCAGUUUAGAUUAAAGGUUCCUCCAUGAUACAGCUAUAAAGACUGCACAACCUGUGCCUAGCCAUGAGCACAAGUGAGUCCCCAUUUAUCUUCCCUUUGUUAGUAACUUUAACCUUCAAAAGGAAUUAACUCACCCAAGAUAUAGGAGACCCAGGUUCAGGACCAUGCUGUCAUUCAGAAAAUCCACAUCCCAGGCAAGUACUCUAGUCACCUGUUUACACCAUGGUAACAGACUCUAUAUUUUGGAAAAAAUCUUUGCCAAAAAAAAAAAUUGUAAUAAAAAAAAAAACAAACACCCAAGUUUUAUUCUAAUGCAAAACAAAGCCAAAAACUAAAACUUGAGGAAAAAAUUAAGUAGAAUUCCUAUUUUCUAAACAUACCAGCCAAUCUCUCUCUCUCUAAAAAUUACCUCUUGAGUUGAAAAUACCGUAGGCCAGUAAGUAACUUUCAGUCACCAUUGGCUUUACUGAGCCUAAAUGGAAAUGUAGGUUUUUGGAAUACAGCAGAAUUGCCCUGAAGCAUGCAGUUGCCUUGUAAGGCAAUAGGGCAGGGGUCAGCAGCCUUUUCCGGCAGGGGGCCAGAAUGACCCCACUUGGGUCCGAGAUGAACAAGCACUUGGACCUGGCCACCACUGUUACUCCCCCCUGCCGUGUUUUAGCACAGGGAGAACUCCCCUUCUAUCAAGGCCCAGGAGCCUGGCUGCAGCAUGAGCAGAGUCCCUUGCUGCUGAAACCAGCUGGAUCUGGCCCGUGAGCUAUAGGUUGCUGACCCCUGCAAUAGAGGAUAUAUUAACCAAGACCAUGCCAUAGAUAAUAGAUAACUGUUUAUUUGAAAAUCAGAACUGCAUCCAUCUCAACAUGCUGGCCAUGUUACGAAGUGGACGCAUAACACUUCUUUCAAUAAAGCUCACAAGUACAGCAUUUCAUGUUAGGAUUCCUCCCAAAACCUAGGGAUGAAAAAACCUACCCAACACACUCUUAAAUAGAAACAAUUUUUUUUAGAUCUUGUAUCCUUCACUGUAUCAUUAAAAACAGUUCCAUAAAGACACAAGCUCUUGAGAAGUCCAAUUUGCAAUUUCAGGAAGAACCUCAUCUGCUUCUUGCAGGAUCAUCGCUUUACAAGCAUUCUGGGGCUGGAAGAAAGUCUUAGGGAGCCGAAAGCUUCACUGAAAACAGUAGAAGGAACUGUUCAUGACUGCACGCAAAAACACACAUACACAAAUGCAUGUAUGCUUCCUGCCCUAAUAAGGCAAUAUACAUUCAUAGAGAAUCAUAUACUCAAUGACUUUCUUAAGAUACUAGGCAGUGAGGCAGUAUCCACUCUAGAGAAAAAAAAAAUUUGCUGUAAAAGGUUAAGACACUUGAAACAAUCUACAUUGAAAAAAUAAAAGCACCAUUACAGCAUGGAGGCAGAAAUGUGUUUAGAAUCACUGGCAGUGGCAAUUCUUGAUCAGCAGUAACUUCAGUCAUUUGAAAAAAAAAAAAAAAUACCCCUAAAGGUUAAGUGGUGGGGAUGGGUUACCGACAGUUCUAGGACUGGUCUACAAGAGUGUCUACACAGAACAAACACAUGGUUGAGAAGACACAGUUAAGGCAGAAUGCCAAGUUAUCGCUCGCAACAUGCAGCUAGUGCAUCAGCAGCACUGAAUUCACCAAAUAGGGCACUAGUAUUUGUGCAUGGGUUUGAUACCACAACAGUAGGCGAGUGUUAUGAGAGCCUUGGCAGACAAGGUUCCUUGGGUGAAUUUGAUAUCUUUUAUUAGACCAACCCAAAUGGUUGGAGAAUAGUUAUUAAGCAAGCUUUCGGGUUCAAAAACCCUUCGUCAGGCUCAGGAAGCUGCAGCA